CGCUUUCGAUUUAAUACUUGCAUCCUGAAGGUACAGAUGAACACGAAUGGACUUUGUUUCUCAGGUUGUACUAUUAACUCGUUCAUAUUACAGGAAUAGAUUCUGAAAUAAACAGCUCACUUAUAACGUAAAUGAUUACGCCACCAAUAUUUUAUGAAUGUGACCCAAAGUGCUGCUAAUGGAGGCUGGAGCUGUGCCAGCUGCAGGUCCUGAUGAUGUAAUGGACACCCCACCAGUGACUGAUGACCCCACUGUCACACAAGAAACGAGAGAUGAUGAUGAAAACACAAGCCCUGAUAUGGACAUUAAAGAGGCUCUCAUUAAAUCUGAGCAAGAAUCUACUACUGAGGACCCAGAUACUGAAGAUAAAGUCCACUUUGACAGUACAGGUCAGACUACUAUCAAUGCAGCAGGCCAAAUAACAACAGUAGAACAUGAGGGAGAAGGCAUUGCAGUAGGUGUGGCUGGUUGCACAGGAACAAUGCCUAAAACAUCCCAGCCUGAUUUCAGCACAGAGAAGACCAGGAUGGAACCAGAAUCACAGUCAGAUGGACAUGUGGACAGUAUCAACUCGGCAAACAAACCAUUAAAAGAAGAUGGUCAAGAAGAAUUGAACAGCACAACACACAAAGCUUCACAAACUGAUGGUCCUGCAGAAAUGAUCACUGCAACAUUUGGACCAUCAGAGUGCAGUGUUUCACUCCUCAGUGAAAUGAAUCAGAAAGUUCAGAGUCUCAACAUUGUGGUGUUUGGAAACAUUUCUACAGUCUCCUUUGGAGAUGAGAACAUCCUACUUGGACAACAGCAAGUUCCUCUAGAACCACCCCACUUACCCAGAGCAAGAACUGUUUCAGGGCGAAUCAUUUCAGUGAUCAAUAUACUUGACUUACAUGAGGGAGAACUCUACCUGGACCCUGUAGAUCAUGCCAUUGAUCAGUUAUUCACAGAAAACAAUAUCCAUUCUUUCAUCUUUGCUUUAAAACUUGGUCAGUUAACGGAUGAUGAUAUGGCAGGACUAGAAUGGCUGCAGAGAAAGUUUGGAGAAAAUGUUCUUUCAUUUGUGAUAAUUCUCUUCACUUACGAGAGAGAGGAGGCCUGUGACACCAUUAUAGAUGACCUGAAGAAAAACAGUGUUCUAGAGGAGCUGCUGAAGAAGUGUGGAGACAGAUAUCACACCUGCAGCAAGAGCAUGAACAACCAAUCAGAGAUGAGAACACUGCUGGAGAAGAUUGACCAUCUGGUCUCUGAAAACAAACAACACUGCUACACUGCUGACCAAACAUCCUUAAAGACCAGGGAAAAACAACGUGUUAGGAGCCAAAUAACUGCUAGAGCUGCAGUUCAGAUUCAAGAAGACGACAUUGACUCCCUAAGCAUCAGUCAGGACCCAAAUAUACAAAGAAAGGGAGAAGUGGCAGACUUGGGAGCAACAGAAGAUGUACCAGGCCCAAGUGAAAAAGAUAAGCUUAAAAGGGAACAGAUAAAUGAUCUUUUUCACAGACUCAACAAUGGUGCCCAACAUACACUAAUAAUUGCUGACUUUCUCAAAAUAACAGCCUCAUCAUUAAAUUGCCAUGAACACUGUGAGGAGAAAGAUUUGGUUCAUACAUUCCUACAAAGACUGCUGAUGAUGGACUACACAGCAAGGUACAUCCCAGUUAGAGAGCAGGACACUAAUACCAGCACACAACAGAAAGCUGCAGAUGAAAUAGAUAUUUUUGCUGCCCUUUUUGUCAAGGAAACUGUAGUGGUUGAUAGGGCAACACAGCUGGCCCAGGUUCACCCAAUGGAUAUUCAGAUGGUUGCUUUUCACAGUGCAGACCACUUCCUUCGACAAUUAAUGGUGGCUAAGCUUUCACAGUGCCAGUACGCUGUACCUCUGAUUGUUCCAAACCCCUUCAGCGGUGUACUCGAAUUUCCAUUGUGGUCACUGCGGCAAAUUAAAAAAACGUGGAAAUCAAAGGAUAAUAUAGGUAAUAUCACAAACAAAAACAAAUCAAUGUAUGAAGCUGAAACUCCAAUGGUGGCUUUCUUCAGACUGGGUUCUGUGUCACCAUCCAAGUCACAAAUGAUUAACAGCUUGAUCAAUGAACGACACCAUACGUUUUUUGACAGAAAUUGCACACAGAGCAGCAAAACCCGACAUCUGAUGGAUGGAGUUGUUGAAAUUGCCUGGUAUUGUCCAGCUGGAAAGACCUCUGAUUCAUUCUCCGACUGCAUUGCCUUCUGUAAUCUUCACGGUGAUGCAGGAAUCAAUUCUGUCCAGCGUGAUAUUUUGAUAAAAAUGGCCACAGUAAUUGUUGUCCUUAUACCAAAACUUGGUAAGGAUGACAAUAAUAUGACAAUAGUUAAGGACCUCUCAAUGUCCCCAAAGCCUCUAAUUUUUCUUCUCACAGAUGAUGACUCAGCUGUUCAGAAAAUGUAUAAUGGAAAGUUCAAACUUGGUGUGAAGAACAGAAGUCAAUCUGAUGUGGCUAAAGAAUUAAGAAAGACAAUCCAAGAAUGUUGCACAAAAUCCUCUACUUUUAAACUUGAGAAUGUUGGCCAACAUGCUGCAAUAGUAGUGGAUGAAGAGUCGGGAGACUGUCAGAGUGCAAAGGAAGCAGCAAACCGGAUCAUGAGUCUGCUGCAACAUGAAGACCUGGCAAACAUCAAAAUUAAAUACUUACCCUGUCAAGGAAAACUGUGGCAUGACUGGUGUCAGAAGAACAAAGAUCUUUAUCGCUUAAUGGGGAACCUGGAAAAACAUAAAACAUCCCUAAAACAUGAAAUGAAUCAAAUUCGAAGUCAGCAGAAUAAAUGUGCUUUCAGUCAUCUUAUGAAGCUGUUUCUUCACAGUCUGAACACACUAACAAAAAAUGAAAGAGUAUAUCUUCUCAAGUGGGUUGGAAUUCUACUAGACAGACUUACUUCAGAUUAUCUAUCUGAACGUCUUCAUGCAUAUGAUGAGAAAUGGUCCACAGUUUUGGAUCUGAAGAAAAAACAGAAUAAAUCAGCAUCACUGACAUGUCACCAAGCAGAGCUUGAACAAAUUUCAAAAGAGUUGAAUGCAGCAACCUUUGGUGUAGAGCACAUCCUUAGAGAAAUGGGUCAAAUAUAUGAAUCUUGUAAUUCAAUAAAAAGCACAGAAAAAAACAAGUGUGAGCAACUAAACUUCUCCUCCCUCCCUCAGCAAGCUGCAGAAAUAAUUAUAUCUGGAUACCCAAUGGAACUGAUGGAUGGUGAUGCUGCUCAUGUUCCUCUGGUCUGGGUUUCAGCAGUUCUAGAUGAACUCAUCAAGAUCUUGGGAAACCAGAGAGUCUUUGUGCUGUCAGUCUUGGGGAUCCAGAGCUCUGGGAAAUCCACCAUGCUGAAUGCCAUGUUUGGAUUCCAGUUUGCAGUCAGUGCAGGCAGAUGCACCAGAGGAGCCUUCAUGCAGCUGGUCAAAGUGUCACAGGAGAUGAAGGCAGAACUGAAGUUUGACUACAUUUUAGUUGUUGACACUGAAGGUCUCAGAGCUUUAGAGUUAGAUGGAAAAGCAACCAUACAUCAUGACAAUGAACUAGCUACAUUUGUCAUAGGGCUUGGAAAUUUAACUUUGAUCAACAUUUUUGGAGAGAACCCUGCUGAGAUGCAGGACAUACUUCAGAUUGUUGUUCAAGCCUUCCUGAGAAUGAAGAAGGUCAGACUGAUCCCCAGUUGCAUGUUUGUGCAUCAAAAUGUUGGAGACAUCACUGCUGGUGAGAAAACUAUGGAGGGAAGAAGACGUUUGCAAGGGAAACUAGAUGAGAUGACUAAGUUGGCAGCUAAAGAGGAAGUCUGUGAUGCUGAAUGUUUCAGUGAUAUCAUAGAAUUCAAUGUUCAGACAGAUGUGAAGUACUUUGCACAGCUGUGGGAGGGCAGUCCACCAAUGGCACCACCAAACCCAUGCUACAGUGAAAAUAUUCAAGAGCUGAAGAGAAACAUUCUCUCUAAAAUCUCCACAAACAGAGGUAUAACACUCUCACAGUUCAAAGCAAGCAUUAGUGAUUUAUGGAAUGCACUUCUGAAUGAAAAUUUUGUGUUUAGCUUCAGAAACACUUUAGAGGUGGCAGCUUACAGGAAAUUGGAGCAGGAGUACAGUAAAUGGACCUGGAGCCUAAGGAGUGCUAUGAUGGCACUUGAGAACAAACUACACAACCGAGUCAUCAAUGAAAAGUCAUUAAAGGUUGAGGAAAAAGAUAUUGUAUCACAAAUGAAAGAGACAAAGAAAGAAGUAGAUAAAUCAGUUGAUCACUUCUUCAGCAAAGACCAUGAUAAAGAAAUUUUAAUCCAGUGGCGUGAUAGGUUUGAGAGAAAAAUAGUGGACCUUUACAGUGAGCUUGUGGAACGGACAAAAAGAAAGUUGAAUCAGGUUUGUCAACAGAAAAUUGCGAUAGAGAAGAUAGAUGAACAGAAGAAAAUGUAUGAAAAUAAGCUCUUUAAACUAAGCAAAGAGCUUGCACUGAGUCUAAACAAAAAGAAAACUGAUGAAAAUACACUCAAGAGCAAAUUUAAUGAUAUUUGGUCAAGGUGGGUCACUGAUUUGACCCAGGAUGCACCACCAGUUGGUGACAUUGAUAUUUGGGGUGAUGUGAUAAAGAUUUUGACCGAAACUUAUGAACUGUCUCUUGUUUGUGAUCGUCAGGGUCAGGAUAAUUACAAAAGCAUUGAUGUUUUAGGUAAUUAUUCAGACUAUGUGAUUUUUAAAAAGCUUCGAGAUCAUCCUCAAGCAAGUCAGCAGCCAACAGAGGAAUAUAGUAUGUUUAAUCAAAUUAGCUAUCAAAUAUGCAAUACUGCAAAACAGUUGUACUCCAAGUGGAAUAAGAACAAUAAAAAGUCAGAAAAUGAGCCAAAAGCAAAUUUGUUAUCAGCAGAGGAUAAUAGUCUUUUAAGGGCCCUUGCUGGAAAUGCUUUUCAAAAAACAAAAAAAGAAAUUCAGCGCAUCUCCAGUGCAGAAACCGGGUACAAUCAUAGCUACAUUCAACAAAUAAUUGAAUCUGUUAAAAUCAGUGUAAAUGCACAUGAAUCAAAGUCUGGAUAUAUGCUCAAAAGAGAAUUUAGUGUAGAUCUCUGCCUCUACGUCUGUGACUUUGCAGUUGAACAGUUUACUGAGCUACACAAGAAAUUCAAGGAAUCCAGUGAUGUGAGAGGGUACCUGGAAAAACAGAGGCCUCAGUACUUCAGAGUCUUCAAGAACUACUGCAGCGGCGCAACCUCUACAGCUGUGUUUGGUGAGUUCAUUGUGGAGAAACUUGAGCCUUCCAUCCUGCAAGCAGCAUAUGAUCAAACUGCCAUUGAUCUGACUGAGAAAAUGAAAUGUGAAGUUCCAGCCUUUAGUGGAAACCGGUCGAACCUAGAAAAACACAUUCUGACAUCACUAGCUGAAGAGGAGAACUUUGAGAAUUAUAUAGAAUACAUUCACAAACCCAAAGAGCAUUUUAAUGGCUUCAUUACAAAGGAAGUCAAAAACUUUAUUGAAAAUUCUGCGGAGGUUAUAAAAACCCUGAAAAACAACAUUCAGUCUAAAGGAAAGUGUGUGAUAGAUGCUGUGAAUGAAGCAACAGUGGAGGACUGUGGAGGAAAUCUGGACAUGUGGCUACAGAAUUUGUCCAUUAGGCUAAAAGAUGAGCUUCAAUUUAAAGAACAAGCAUGUGUCGAUCAGAAAGAAAUUACAGACCUUGGAUUUCUUCAAGAGGUUGUAAAGAAAGGUCUGAUGGACAACAUGUCAAAGUUAAGCAGUAGCAUUCAAGAUGUAUCUGUCCUCAAACUUAAAAUGUUCAGGAAAAAACCUGAUCAGAUUCUGAUAGAGCAUCUGUGCCGAUGCUGCUGGGUGCAGUGUCCAUUUUGUAAUGCUAUCUGCACCAACACAAUGGAGGACCACGCUGGAGAUCACAUGGUCCGUUUCCAUCGCAACUGUGGAAUCAAUGGAUGGUCUUUCAUGUUCACAAAUGACCUUGGAGUUGAUUUCUGCACAACUGCCGUUUCUUCAAGUGAUCUGCAUUUUCGUACCUCUGCUGGAGUAUUUGCUUUUAAGGAGUACCGAAAAGCAGGUGGAGAACAUGCCAGAUGGAACAUCACUGCUGAUAACUCUGAGAUGCCAUACUGGAAGUGGUUUGUGUGUAGAUUUCAGGAAGACCUGGAAAAUCAUUACAAAAAAAGAUUCAUGGGUCAUGGGGAGAUUCCACCUGAAUGGAAAAAUUACACUAAAGAUGCAGCUAUUAAGAGCCUCAGUGAGUUAUAGCAGAGCACUGAAAAACCUCAAGAUAUGCAUCCUUUUCAUGCAUCAGCAUAAUACACAUUGCAGGAUGGAAAAACUUAUAGUUGACAGACUUGUCCUUGUUAUAAUUACAAAUACAAAACAAUGAAUUUAUGCAAAAAAAAAGUGGGUAUCAACAUCUAAACUUUGUGAGUACUUUUUAACCUAUAGAAUGUUAAUCAGAAACAUUCUCAGUCUAUAAAUGCAUACUAUCAGGUAUUUCCUGUGAGCUGAAUGGCUCAUUGCUUUUCUCUUUCUCUGAAUAAUCAUUGUAAUGAAAAAUUAAUCAGUUGUUGUGAGACAUGGACAGCAUGGACAGCAGCUGUGCUACUGUUGCUAUUGAGUUUAGCCUGUAUUUAAAGUAUGCAUGUUAACUUAAGCAUGUCCAAUGGAUUACAUAUAUCAGGCUUUAUUUUAUCACAUAACAGUUCAUCUGUGUAAAUAGUCUGUGGACUUGUCUGGUCUUUUUUGGUUGUUGUCUGUGAUACAUGAAACUAAUCAAUACUAUUAUAUGUGUAACAUCGUUUGAA
Molecule: messenger RNA, 6786 nt
Organism: Electrophorus electricus (electric eel)
Lineage: Eukaryota; Metazoa; Chordata; Actinopteri; Gymnotiformes; Gymnotidae
Product: interferon-induced very large GTPase 1-like
Molecular function (GO): GTP binding
Source: RefSeq, a predicted model, not a curated record